AUGCCUUCCACACCCGCGAAAGAGGGUGGAAGCACUCCAGAUGCUAUUGUCCCCUCGUCGAUUAUUGCUUGCGCAGAAGCUGCGAUCAUCGGAAACUUCGAGGACGACGAACCAGAGGCGAUUUCGAGACAAGCUUCGAGGAUCCACAGGCCACACUUCUCCAGAUCCAACACAAAUGCCAGUACUCGAAGCGUUCGGACACAAAAAGGUGCAAAAUCCAACAACCUCCAGGUCCCGAAUAUAUUAUCAACAGAUGGCUCGACUGAGGCACCCCCUGCAUAUGGCGAGAAGCACGACCAGAUAGAGCUCAGUCAGGAUGGAUUCGAUACGAAGGCCAAAGUUACAGAAGAUGGUCGGAUCAACAUCAACAUCAACCAAAAGACAAGAAAGCUUUCGGACCUUCUCGUUCCAGCGUUGAGAAAUCAGCUGUCUUUGGUCGCACAAGAGAAAGAGCACCCACUUCCUCCCGGCUAUAUUCCACCUGCGCUUGGAGGAUUACCAGGUCAAACACCCCCUCCAAAGCUCAAUGUAGUAAUCCACGUUGUCGGAUCAAGAGGAGAUGUACAGCCAUUUGUGGCUUUGGGCAAAACUCUGAAGGCUACGUAUGGUCACCGUGUUCGACUUGCAACGCAUCCUACCUUCAAGCCUUUUGUUGAAGAGAAUGGACUGGAAUUUUUCAGCAUUGGAGGAGAUCCUUCCGAGCUCAUGGCUUUUAUGGUAAAGAAUCCGGGCCUGAUGCCAGGAUUUGACUCUCUGAAAAGUGGCGACGUUGGCAAGCGGAGGAAAGGGAUGGAAGAAAUUGUUUUGGGUUGCUGGAGAUCCUGUAUUGAGGCUGGUGACGGGCUUGGAGCUCCACCAAGCACUUCAAGUACUGAUGAGCUAGGAUUUGACGCCGGCAUCAGUAUGGACACUAAUCCCGCCGAUCGACCAUUCAUCGCAGAUGCAAUUAUUGCCAACCCACCCAGCUUUGCGCACAUACACAUUGCAGAGAAAAUGGGAAUUCCACUUCACAUGAUGUUCACAAUGCCCUGGUCGCCCACACAACAGUUUCCUCAUCCCCUUGCCAAUAUUCAAUCCUCUAAUGCCGAUGUAAACAUGACAAAUUUUGUCUCGUAUGCUUUAGUAGAAAUGAUGACAUGGCAAGGGCUUGGAGAUGUUAUCAACCGCUUCCGUGAACGAGCUCUAGGUUUAGAGCCUAUCUCUCUGAUCUGGGCUCCUGGAAUGUUGAGCCGCCUUCGUGUGCCAUACACGUAUUGCUGGUCCCCAGCCCUUAUUCCUAAGCCCAAGGAUUGGGGUCAACAUAUCUCCAUAUCUGGAUUCUAUUUCUUGUCAUUAGCUUCGUCGUAUACGCCAGAUCCAGAACUUGCUGCAUACCUUACUGCUGGACCACCACCAGUCUAUAUUGGCUUUGGCUCCAUUGUUGUGGAUGACCCAGAUGCAAUGACUAAGCUCAUAUUUGAGGCAAUCAAGAAAGCUGGCGUCAGGGCUCUUGUAUCCAAGGGCUGGGGAGGUCUAGGAGCUGAUGACUUAGGAAUACCUGAAGGUGUUUUCAUGCUCGGAAAUGUUCCCCACGAUUGGCUAUUUCAACACGUAACGGCUGUAGUACAUCAUGGUGGCGCCGGGACUACUGCUGCGGGCAUUGCCACUGGUAAGCCAACAGUUGUGGUGCCCUUCUUUGGUGAUCAACCAUUUUGGGGAGCCAUGGUUGCACGAGCCGGAGCCGGUCCAGUUCCUAUUCCAUACAAGCAGCUUACAGCCGAUAAAUUGGCUGCUGCCCUCACUGAAGCUCUCAAACCAGAGACCUUGGAGAGAGCCCAAGAACUUGGGUCCAAAAUCAAGGAAGAGAAGGGCGAUGAGACUGGUGCCAAGAGCUUUCACGAUAUGCUUGAUGUUGACCACCUAAGGUGCUCUCUUGCUCCUAGCAGAGUAGCUGUCUGGCGUGUGAAGCGAACACAAACCCGCCUUAGUGCGUUGGCUGCUCAUGUCCUUUCUAGCGAGGGUCUCCUGGACUUUGGUGACCUCAAAUUAUACCGCCCACGAGAGUAUGAGACUGAGGAAGGACCGUGGGAUCCAAUUUCAGGAGGUGCAUCAGCAUUACUUGGUACCAUUGCCAGCCUCGGCAUGGGCGUUGCAGAUUUUCCAAUCGAGAUAUUCAGAGCGGUCAAAAAAACAAACACCAAGCGGGCCGAGACGAUGAGUGCAACCAGUACAAAGUCAGCAGAGAAGCCUAGCUCCAGUGAAGAUACACCGGUGGCUUCUAAUUCGGCCUCUGCAUCGACUUCUCGAACGGAUCUAAGCCUUGAGAAAACCGUCAGCGAUACAGAUUCAUCAUCACGCCAUGGGUCUAUAUCUGCUACUACCCCAAAGACGUCUUACGAUACGGGACGAUCCUCUACCGAGACACCUGUCGCCGACACUCCCGCGUCCAGCACGACAUCGGCGCGUGGGAAUUCAUUGAAGCAAGCUCUUAGCGGUACCCUCUGUAGAUCUGGUUCUAGAUCAUCCUCAAGAGAUCGUGGCUCGUUGUCACGUUCUAACUCAAAGGAUCGCCGGCCAGGAUCCCGUAGUAGUUCACCAUUUGGCCAUCGACGCAGACAAACAGAAGAGUUCGAUCCAACUAAGCUGACAAUUGAAAACGCAACUCGAGCUGGAAAGGGUAUUUCUCGUAUCGUUGGAGCUGGUCUGAAGUCGCCCAUGGACUUCACGCUGGGUAUUGCACGUGGUUUUCACAAUGCACCAAAGCUGUACGGAGACGAUACUGUUCGCCCCCAAGAGAAAGUCACGGACUUUCAAAGUGGCCUCAAAGCUGCAGGCAAGGAAUUUGGGUAUGGCAUGUUUGAUGGUAUCACUGGGCUUGUCACACAGCCUCUUCGGGGUGCGGAGAAGGAAGGAGCCGCAGGUCUCAUCAAAGGUAUUGGGAAAGGUAUUGGAGGAUUGGUUCUGAAACCUGGUGCUGCUAUUUGGGGAAUUCCUGGAUACACAUUCAUGGGCAUUCACAAAGAAGUCAGAAAAUUAUUCGGAUCCAGUGUCUUGAAUUACAUGAUAUCCGCAAGAACCGCACAGGGAUUCGAGGACGCCCAAUCCGCCACGCCCGAAGAAGUGGUUGAUAUCUUGACUCGAUGGCGCGAGCACAAGGACGAGUACCAGAAUGAGAAAAUGAAAGUCCAAGAGACUGCUCCUGAAGGUCAAGAGUCAGGCCGCCUUACUCCCAAAGGAUUCAUGCAGACGAGACAUCUGUCUUUUGAUGAAAGAAAGAAGCUUCACGAAGAGCGUAAGGCGCGGCGUGAAGCAGAGCGCAAGAAGAGCGAAGGAGAGUCUGGCCAUCGAAAUUGUCCUUUUUGCCGACGUGACACUGCUCACAGCCAUAAGCCCCGUGCAGUACAGACGACGCCUAUGGUUCGACCCUCAGAGGAGGACCAAAACGCUGAGUUCGAGCAUGCAAUCCAUGCUUCAGUAGCUGCAACAUCUCGCGGAAACAUCGAAGAAGAUGAGAUGAUUGAACGGGCCAUCCGCGCCAGUAUUCGCGAGCUUCAGAGCGCAGAAGGGUCGACCCUUACUGACCAAGAGGCACUCGAACGAGCCAUCCACGCCAGUAUCAUGUCUUCUGAAAGGCACGCCACUGACUCAGAGACAGCCGCACAUUCUAACCAGCCGAUGACAAUGACGGGCGAAGAAGCUGAGCACCAGGCUGCCUUGGAGAAGGCCAUCCAAGCCAGUCUAGCUCAGUACAAGCUCUCCCAGGAACCCGCAGCUGUUCAUGAAAUUGACACGGAUGACGAUGAAAAUGUCAAGCUGGCUAUUCAGAUGUCCAAAGACGUACCACCGAUUCCGAGCGACGAAGAUAGUACAUUGAAAUUAGCAUUGCAGCAAAGCCACGAGGAUUCUGCCAAAGCCAAGGCAAAGACUGAGGAAGAGACCGUGAUAGAGUAUGUAAAGAAACAAAGUCUCUUAGAGGAGCAACACAGGAACGCCAGGAGAGGGAAUCAGAAGGAAGUCCCUCCAAUACCGGUCGAGGAUGAUGAGCCGAUGAGCAAGGCGGAUGAAGAAGCUUUGCGAAAAGCGAUCGAAGAGAGUAUGAAGAGUGCUGGGGAUGGGCAGGCAUCCGGAGUGGCCAUCUGAAGGGUUCGAACCGGAGCCGGAUAAGAAGCGGGCUUUCCUGUAGAUUUGGUUGUGGUAUACCCAAGCGUUAUGAUCAUGGUAGAUAGAAACAAAGAACGUGAUGACACCA
Molecule: messenger RNA, 4228 nt
Organism: Cadophora gregata
Lineage: Eukaryota; Fungi; Ascomycota; Leotiomycetes; Helotiales; Ploettnerulaceae
Exons: 7
Coding region: 1-4119 (1372 amino acids)
Biological process (GO): carbohydrate metabolic process
Molecular function (GO): UDP-glycosyltransferase activity; hexosyltransferase activity
Source: RefSeq, a predicted model, not a curated record